Molecule: messenger RNA, 1308 nt
Organism: Halteromyces radiatus
Lineage: Eukaryota; Fungi; Mucoromycota; Mucoromycetes; Mucorales; Cunninghamellaceae
Exons: 3
Coding region: 1-1308 (435 amino acids)
Biological process (GO): glucose 6-phosphate metabolic process; intracellular glucose homeostasis; glycolytic process
Cellular component (GO): cytosol; mitochondrion
Molecular function (GO): mannokinase activity; glucokinase activity; fructokinase activity
Source: RefSeq, a predicted model, not a curated record
AUGGAUACUUCUUGCACAUACGAACAGCCGUCUUAUUCUCCACCACCAACGACUUCAACGCAAUAUUCAGAUCAUCUUAUUCAUGGUAACGAACAACAACAAUUAGUCAUGAUGGAAUUACAGCAAAUGUUUCGUUUGGACAAACCAACUUUAUUACAAAUUGUGGAUUACUUUGACAAGGAACUAAAAGCUGGAUUACUAGAUGACCGUUCAAGUGACCUUAAUAUGAUUCCUACUUUUGUUACUGGACAUCCGACUGGUGGUGAAAAAGGUACAUAUUUAGCAUUAGAAGUAGCUGGAAUGGAUAUAUACGCGUGUCAAGUCAAAUUGAAAGGGGAACAAGGCAAAUUAGCGAUCAAUCAAUAUCAAUACAAGAUUCCUCAAGAUCUAUCAAGCGGAGAUGAUUUUACAGUGUUAGUAGAUUACAUUGUUGAAUGUGUUUCUGAUUUCUUGACGCGCGUGGGUACUCAAGAUCGAUUAGUGUAUCCUAUGGCUGUCUCUUUUGGAUUUGCUAUCAAACAAACUGGUUUAGACAAAGGGAAAAUCUUAUCUUUAGGUUAUGGAUUUAGUUAUCCGAAUGGUGUGGGUGUAGAUAUCGUACAACUGAUGCAUGAAAGGGUCCGACUCAAAUCUUUACCAAUCAAGAUUGUAGCUAUCGCAAAUGAUGCUGUUUGUACAUUACUAGCUCAUGCCUAUCAACAUCCUUCUACACGAAUAGGUAUUGUACAUAGUUUAGGGACAAAUUGCGCUUAUUACGACAAAACUCGAAAAGUCACCAAAUUGAAAAUACACAAUACUGCUACUAUCGAGUCAGAAAUGAUUAUCAAUACAGAAUGGGGAAAUUUUGGCUCUUCAAGGCGAACCUUACCUUGUACCUGGUUUGAUCGGAAAUUGGAUCGUGAAUCUAUUAAUCCACAAUUCCAUGUAUUUGAAAAGAUGACGACUGGUGUAUUUUUGGGUGAAAUUGUACGCAUCAUUUUGACAUAUCUUGUUGAUCGGGAUUUACUGUUUCGUGGCGAAUCAUCACCUAUGCUGAAUACACCUUAUGGUUUCGAUACUAGUUACAUGUAUGUGUGUGAAGUGGACCAAUCUCCGGAACUGGAUGAUACUAGGAUUAUCUUGGAAGAUAUGAUGAAUUUGACAAGAACGUCUUUAGCCGAUAGAGAAAUUGUGAAGAAAGUUUGUGAAUUAAUUGGAACAAGGGCUGCCAUAUUGGUUGGUACUGCCAUUGCUGCUGUGGUACAACAUAUGGCAAUGUCUGAUGUGGGUUUAGGGCCAAAUGAUGAUGGAUGUGCUAUAUGUAAGUGA